Sinocyclocheilus rhinocerous is the source of this 2216-nucleotide messenger RNA. Its product is annotated as ankyrin repeat domain-containing protein 13D-like. Gene Ontology annotation, cellular component: cytoplasm. The record is from RefSeq and is a predicted model, not a curated record. Bases 1 to 1845 code for a protein of 614 amino acids. The transcript has 17 exons. Lineage: Eukaryota; Metazoa; Chordata; Actinopteri; Cypriniformes; Cyprinidae. Gene Ontology annotation, molecular function: protein binding.
AUGAUGCAGUCUGAUUUCAGGUGGCUCGGGCACCUGGAGUCCACGCGCUUCUUACUGAGACACAACGCGGAUCCGACGCACAGCAACACACAGGGAUGGACAGUUUUGCAGGAGGCAGUGAGCACUGGAGACCCUGAGCUUGUGCAGCUGGUCCUUCAGUACAGAGACUUCAGAAGAGCCACAGAGAGACUGGCUGGUAUUCCUGAGCUACUGAGCAAACUGAGACAGGCACACGAUUUCUACGUGGAGAUGAAAUGGGAAUUUACUAGCUGGGUUCCUCUAGUGUCAAAAGUUUGUCCGAGCGACGUGUAUCGUGUAUGGAAAAGCGGUUCGUGUUUGAGAGUCGACACCACUUUAUUGGGCUUUGAGCACAUGACUUGGCUUAAGGGCCGACGCAGCUACAUCUUUAAAGGUGGAGAGAGCGGGGCCAUGGUGAUGGAGGUAGACCACGAGAAGCAGGUGGUGUAUACAGAACCGCUGUCUCUGUCUCCGCGGGACGCUCCCUCUCUGCUCGCCGCCAUGCUGCCCUCGCAGGAGAACACGGCCCAGAGACUCACCUCUCCUAUAGUGUCCACUCAUCUCAACACACGCAACAUUGCCUUUGAGAGAAAUAAGUCUGGGAUUUGGGGAUGGCGCUCCGAGAAGACGGAGUUUGUCAGUGGAUAUGAAGCAAAGGUUUACAGUGCCAGUAAUGUGGAGUUAGUGACACGUUCUCGGACUGAGCACCUUUCUGACCAGGACAAAUCUAGGAGUAAAGGAUCUAGAACUCCUCUUCAGUCGUUCCUUGGUAUUGCUGAGCAGCACAUCUCUAGUACUGGGAGUCAGGUUUCUCAGUGCGCUAGUCCCCAUAACCCAACAGCCAUCACAGCGGAGGAGUACUUCGAUGCAGAGUUUAAUCUGAACGGCAGAGAUAUCGGGCGGCCCAAUGAGCUCUCCAGCAAAGUGCAGAGGUUUAAGGCCACACUGUGGCUGAGUGAAGCUCAUCCACUCUCGCUGGCUGAGCAGGUGACGCCCAUCAUUGACCUCAUGGCCAUAUCGAACGCCCACUUUGCCAAGCUGCGUGACUUCAUAACCCUACGCCUACCACCUGGCUUUCCUGUAAAGAUAGAAAUUCCUCUCUUCCACGUGUUGAAUGCUCGAGUGACAUUCAGCAAUCUCUGUGGCUGCGAUGAACCGGUCAGUUCUGUUACUGUACAAUCUCCUCAAGGAGCCACAGAGGCCGGUCAGGCACCUCCCCCUCUGCAGUGUGAAGUGGACCCGUCUGUGUUUGAGCCUCCCCCAGAAUACACCACACUUGGACCAGGCCGCAGUGAACCGAUGAGGGAUGAGGAUGAUAAUUUACUCCAGUUCGCCAUUCAACAGAGCCUGCUGGAUGCGGGAACAGAGAGUGACCAGGUGACCAUAUGGGAGGCUCUCACUAACACUCGUCCAGUUUCUCAGCCUCCGCUUUAUGAGGAGGACUCUCAGAUUGAGAGGGCGAUUCAGGAAUCUCUGUCUUUGUCGCUGGCUGGAGAGGAGAGUGGCGAGUCCGAUGCUGGCCAGCCGUUAUCCCUGUCUGAUCCGGCCCUCAUCUCACCUCCGUCUUACAGCUCACUGACCGAGCCUCGGGCGCCGGGAGCGUUUGCUGUGGCCACCAGUUUUGAUGAACAGCUACGCAUUGCGAUGGAGCUUUCCUGCAGAGAACAGGAGGAGUUAGACAGAAAGAGGAGGGAAGAGGAGGAAGAGCUGGAGAGGAUACUACAGCUGUCUCUCACAGAGAAAUUCAUCGCUCUUUAUUUCUUUUCCAAAAUAAUAAAGAUGGAACAGAAAGAGGAAUCGGAGAGAGAGUGUGUGUGCCAAGACUGAAACAAUUCAUAAGAUAAUCAAAGAGCACGGCAUGAAAAUGUGAAUGAUAUCCUCUCAGUUCCACUGUCUUUUGAGUGAUAAAAGGUCACCUUCAACUUCAUUGUAUAAUGAUACAGAUGAAAAUGUGAAUAUGAACAUUGAUGACUAUGAUAAUUCAUAAAGGUAAAGUACUGAAAAUACUAUUGCAUAAAAUAAUGAGUAUACUUAUGGUGGAUGACAAUAACAUGAAAGUAUAAGUAUUAAAUGUUGCUCAAACACUUUCACUACAAUGAUCUCUGUUAUGACGUUUUUGUGUGCAUGGGGAAGCGACCAUCUGAGAUAGACAACAGGCAAAGAAACUGACCGUAACACCUAAACUGUAUUAGUAUCAC